Messenger RNA from Rhodamnia argentea, 1411 nucleotides. RefSeq names its product probable beta-1,3-galactosyltransferase 8. Gene Ontology annotation, cellular component: Golgi membrane. Gene Ontology annotation, molecular function: hexosyltransferase activity. Lineage: Eukaryota; Viridiplantae; Streptophyta; Magnoliopsida; Myrtales; Myrtaceae. Bases 16 to 1329 code for a protein of 437 amino acids. The record is from RefSeq and is a predicted model, not a curated record. The transcript is spliced from 9 exons.
GUAGACACCCCCGUAAUGUCAUCCCGUAGCAAGCAUUUAGACGUGCCGGAUCGCCGCGAUCCUCAGGAUCUCUCGGUUGUCCUUAUCGAGGAAAAAUUUCGCAAAGGCGCAGUGAUCGUGGGGUUGCGGCGACUCAUGCUCAAGGUUUGGCCGACGCAUCCCGUGAACGAGCUCAAGAAAAUGCGGGGAAAGCCACUUCCCGGGAGAUCCAUACUAGUGCUGUGCAUCUCAAGCUUCCUGGCAGGAUCGCUCUUCAUGAGCCGAACAUGGACGACUCACCCUUCUCCCAACACCGACGGGCAAAUGCCGACCGUUAGGGAUGAGGUGCCGACGCAGGAUUGCGACCACAAGCGCAAACUUGUCGAGGAACAGUCUGGAGAUAUAGUGGAGGAAGUCGCCAAGACCCACCAAGCCAUCAAGUCUCUGGACAGAACAAUGUCUAAACUGGAGACGGACUUGGCCAUGGCUCGCACAAGCCAACUCGGAGCGUCCUCAUCUAACCAUAGUCUCGCGAAGGCCUUCAUCGUCGUCGGGAUCAAUACCGCGUUCAGCAGCAAACGGAGGCGAGAUUCGCUCCGGCGAACGUGGUUGCCUAGAGGAGAGAAGCUGAAGAGGCUGGAGAAAGAGAAAGGGGUGGUGGUGAGGUUCGUGAUCGGGCACACCGCCACGCCGGGCGGGGUCCUGGACCGGGCUAUCGACGCGGAGGACGAGAGGCACCACGACUUCCUCAGGCUGGACCACGUCGAGGGCUACCACGAGCUCUCUUCCAAGACCCGCCUCUACUUCUCCACGGCCGUCUCGAUCUGGGACGCCGACUUCUACGUCAAGGUCGACGACGACGUCCACCUCAACCUGGGCACGUUGGUGAGCACGCUAGCGACGUACCGGUCCAAGCCACGGAUCUACGUCGGGUGCAUGAAGUCCGGCCCGGUUCUGUCCCUAAAGGGAGAGAAAUACCACGAGCCGGAGUUUUGGAAAUUCGGGGAAGAAGGGAACAAGUAUUUCAGGCACGCCACGGGCCAGCUCUAUGCCAUCUCCAAGGACCUUGCUUCCUAUAUUUCCACCAACUCGCCGAUAUUGCAUAGAUACGCAAACGAGGACGUUUCGGUGGGAGCCUGGUUCAUCGGCCUCGAAGUUGACCACGUUGACGAGCGGUCCAUGUGCUGUGGGACCCCUCCAGACUGCGCGCUGAAGGCGGAGGCCGGGAACGUGUGCGUGGCGGCGUUCGAUUGGUCGUGCAGCGGCGUGUGCAAAUCCGUGGAGAGGAUGAAGGAGAUUCACAGCCUGUGCGGGGAAGGGGACGGGGCUCUUUGGGAUAUUCAUCUGUGACCUCGGAAGUUUGCUUAAAUUAUGUUUAACACCCCCCACAGGAAAAAGAAGAAGAAGAAAGAAGUGCUCGGCUUAUGUAUUA